CUUCACAAGUGAAAAAUGAACGAAAAUAAAGAUGCUGAUUCCAAAGAAAGUGGAGAAUAUGAAGAUGAUUUUGAAAAGGACCUGGAAUGGCUAAUUAACGAAAAAGAAAAAAGUGAUGCCAGCGUAACAGAGAUGGCAUUUGAGAAGGAAAAGCAUGUUAACCAAGAAUUAAAAGAGAAUGAAAUAGAAGUAGAGCACAUCGAACAGCUUGCUGAUCCUGACAAAUCUUUGAAGGAUGAGGCUUCAUUAAGAAGAAAUGACUUCAUUUCUGUACCAAGUAUUCACCCUUUGGAUCCUGUUUCAGAUUCAGAUAGUGAAAACUCUUCCCAAGAAUCCAAACUAGAAAUUCAGAAAGACCUGGAGGAGGAAGAGGAUGAGGAAGUAAGGAGAUAUAUUAUGGAGAAAAUUAUACAGGCUAACAGGCUUCUGCAGAAUCAAGAACCUGUGAAUGAUAAAAGGGAGAGAAAACUCAAGUUCAAGGACAAAUUAGUUGAUCUGGAAGUUCCUCCAUUAGAAGACAUUGAUAAUUAUAAAAAUUACUUUGAAAAUGAAAGUAAUAUGUCUGGAAAACUAUCACAGUUAUGUAUUUCCAGUCAAUUUGGACAAGAAAAUGUGCUCCUGUCACUUACAGAUGGAAACUGUGAAGAAAAUAAGGAUAGGAAGAUACUGGUAGAGAGAGAUGGAAAGUUUGAACUUCUGAAUAUACAAGACAUUGAGAGUCAGGGAUUUUUACCCCCUAUUAAUAAUGCUAAUAGUACAGAAAAUGAACAGUUGUCACCCAGAUUUUCUAGCUCAUUAGUCAAUGGUGUCAAGAAAGAAGAUUCUGCAGCAAAGAUUCAUGCUACCACUCACUUAUCAACAGGCGAGCCACAGGCUUACGUUCCUCAGCCACCACCCAACCCCAAAACUCGCCCAAAUUCUGCUGCCAACUCAAAUCGAAAUAAAGGGAAUGGGAAAUUCAAUAACAGGACACAUUCUGCAACUAUAUCUCCAGUAACCUCAACAUACUGUCUUUCUCCCAGACAGAAAGAACUGCAAAAAAAACUAGAACAAAAGAGAGAAAAACUAAAAAGAGAGGAAGAGCAACGGAAAAUGGAAGAAGAGAAAGAAAAGAAAAAGGAGAACGACAUGGUAUUUAAAGCAUGGUUACAAAAGAAACGAGAGCAGGUCCUUGAAAUGAAGAGAAUUCAGCGAGCAAAGCAAAUUGAAGAUAGCAGUAGAGAAAAUAGAGAUCCACAACAAGCUUUUCGAUUAUGGCUUAAAAAAAAGCAUGAAGAACAGAUGAAAGAAAAAAAGACAGAAGAACUCAGAAAGCAGGAGGAAUGCUUAUUCUUUCUUAAAGGAACAGAAGGCCGUGAAAGGGCCUUUAAACAAUGGCUAAGAAGGAAACGAAUAGAAAAAAUUGCAGAGCAACAAGUUGCCAAAGAGAGAGCUAGACAGCUUCGACUAGAAGCUAAGCGUUCUAAACACAACCACAUAUAUGUGUCAGAAGCCAAGUCUUUUCGUUUUACUGACCAUUACUAAAAGUAUCAAUUAAAUACUUCUUUUGGCAGCUGAUGUCAUCAAAAUUUUGGUUAUCAUUUCUUAUGGCCUCUGUGCUUUGUUCUUUAAAUUAUGGAAAAUGGUAUUUAUCUUUUGGUGAUGUUAACAGUUAAUUUUUUUUUUUAAUGGUAGCACAAAAUAAAUUUCUUCUUUCACACUAUUGU
Molecule: messenger RNA, 1706 nt
Organism: Otolemur garnettii (small-eared galago)
Lineage: Eukaryota; Metazoa; Chordata; Mammalia; Primates; Galagidae
Gene: CCDC181
Product: coiled-coil domain containing 181
Exons: 4
Coding region: 16-1524 (502 amino acids)
Molecular function (GO): microtubule binding
Source: RefSeq, a predicted model, not a curated record